Molecule: messenger RNA, 1898 nt
Organism: Anarrhichthys ocellatus (wolf-eel)
Lineage: Eukaryota; Metazoa; Chordata; Actinopteri; Perciformes; Anarhichadidae
Gene: zfpl1
Product: zinc finger protein-like 1
Exons: 8
Coding region: 168-1157 (329 amino acids)
Cellular component (GO): Golgi apparatus
Source: RefSeq, a predicted model, not a curated record
AUAAACAGAGAGAGGAAGGAACCAGCUAGCUGCACUUAAGUUUACUGAUGACAGCUUCUGGAGACGCCUUCCGCGUGAAUUUGACAAGGAAGCGUAAAUGAAAGUCGUACACCUUUACCUGAAGCGAACGGUACUUGAUUAAAGUCGGUGUGACAGCGAAUGUGGCUAUGGGUCUCUGCAAGUGUCCGAAGAGAAAGGUGACCAAUUUGUUCUGCUUUGAACAUCGUGUAAAUGUGUGCGAGCAUUGCCUGGUCUCCAACCACAACAAGUGCAUCGUGCAGUCAUAUUUGCAAUGGCUCCAGGACAGCGAUUACAACCCCAACUGUACUCUGUGUAAUAGUCCAUUGAAUGCUCAAGACACUGUUAGGCUGGUCUGCUACGAUGUGUUUCACUGGUCCUGUCUUAAUAACUUGGCCUCUCGGCUGCCCCUCCAUACGGCGCCAGCUGGAUACCAGUGUCCCACCUGUCAGAGUCCAGUGUUUCCCCCUUCCAACCUUGCCAGCCCAAUUGCUGAUGUGCUGAAAGAACAGCUGUCAUCUGUUAACUGGGCUAGAGCAGGUUUAGGGCUGCCGCUGAUUGAAGAGCCCGUUGGGGUCCUUGAGGAGACCACAACUAAUGAUGUCACUGAUUAUACUGACUGGUCAACAUUUGAUGCACAAGAACAAAGUAACAUUUACCCCAGCCACUCUUACAACACCAGCCUCAACCCACCAACAAAUCCUGUCCCACCCCCGGCACAGGAAGACCUCGGAGGUCCUCGUAAAAAUGGGGACCCAAAUAUGCAGGAGCACUCUGCGGUCAACUUCCCUAAUGACUCUACCCGUGACACAAUUACACUACACACAGCAUCGUCGCCAAGAAAGAUCUAUGACACGCGGGCCAUAGAUCACAGCUCUGUCACACAGAUUGACUUUGACGAUGACAAGUACCGACGACGGCCAGCGUUAAGUUGGUUUGCUCAAAUUCUAAAAAAUCGCACAGGUGGAAAGCGGACAUCUCUGUCCUGGAAACAGCGGGUCUUCAUGAUCCUCGUGGUAGGGGCUCUGGGAUUCUUCACGUUGAUAAUCAUCAUGGCUAAACUUGGACGUGCCUCCGCUGGCUCCGACCCAAAUUUAGAUCCUCUUCUUAACCCCCACAUUCGUGUGGGGAAAAACUGAUAAGCAUUGAUUCCUUCUUUACCUUCUGUGUUACACAAUGUAAGCCUGUGUAGAACGAGCUGAAAUGGGACUUUCUAAUACGUGGUUAGCCCAGCAGAGGGAGGCAUUUACUAAACUUGAGUGGAAAAGAGACACCGUACAUUUUGUUUAAGAAUGGAUGCAAUCUCUACGCAGUAGGAACAUGCCACGGCCCUUCACAGACCAUAACACAUCUCACUACAUUCACAACGUUUCCUGUGAUCCAAGCAAAGCAACCCGCAAACGGCAAGGGUGACCAAUACCAGGUGCAUAUAGAAGCAGGAUCCGGUUAUUGUUGCUCUGAACAGCUAAUGCUGAAGAGGGGUAGUAUUUAUAUUCACAAAUCCAACUCUGUUAUCAGUGAUCUUUGUAAGUUGAUUUUUUUUUUUUUAAAGUUCAGUAGAAACUAAAUAAUCGCUUCUGAUGUGGACAGAACAUCGUUAGCUGAAUGUAUGUGACCCACAGCCAAACGUUCGGUAACGUUGACACGUUUAUAGACUGACUCCACUCGCUGAUUUGAUUUGAGCGGCCGUUGAGUGUUUUCUCCCUUACAGAAGAUGUGGCCCUCACAACUGGAAUCACAGAAAAUGAAUACAUAACUAUUUAUGGGUGUCUGCAUUACUCCUGAAAUUGAGUGCAUUGCUUUUAGAUUUGCGAUACAUACUGUAUGUACAUUUUCCUGAAGUUUUUUUGUUCUGUCUAUUAAAUGGGAAUACUACAGAA